UUGAAGGUUUGAGAGAAGAAGUCGCUCUACAGGCCAUUUCACCAUAUCUACCUCUUCGGAGAACCUCCAUGGCCGAAACUCACGCACCUCAUUUCCUCGAACACGAUAAACAAUUAAUCAAAUCAAAGUCUAUUCCCCAUUCACAUUGCUCCAUUUUUAGGCCUCUCUAAACAUCCCACCAUGAUACCCCCAUUUCCUUCUUCUUACCUCCCAAUCGAGCGUUUCUGUGUCCAUUCAUACACCAAUACAAUUUACCCUUCUUUAGUGGAGACUCUUCGGAAGGGUAUCCCCUAGUUGGACCUUCCUUUUCUGUCGUGUUUUUUUUAUAGAUCUCUUGUCUCUGUUUCUCUCUGUUUCUCUCUGUUUCAGAGUUUUCGCCAUGGAGAAUGAUGCAACUCGCAAAGCUUGUGAUCUAAGGGACAGUGAUAGGGGUUUGGGAGAAGUAGCAAAAAAGCCUCCCCGCUACAUGGCUACUUAUGGGAAGCAUAAAAUGCGAAGCAAUAUCUUCUCGUCUGCUUCGGCUCGAGACUUGAGGUGUUUCGACUUCGAAAUCGAGCAACGUGAUGUGUUAUCCCCUAGAGGCGUUUUGGAAGCAAGCUUACAAAGUUCGGAAUUCGAUCCCGAUUCGUUGAAUGAAAGUAACCAAGAAUCAGAGAAUCAAGCUUCACAAUCAACAGCUCUUUCUCACUGGAAAAAGUUCUUUAGUUCAUGGAAGAAGAAAUCAUUCAGACGUUUAGCCUCUUUUCCUCCUCUUGGGGUGCUGAAGAUGUCGAGAAGAGAGAGCAAGACCAGGAGAGAGAAUCCGGGGCUAAGUGACUUGUUCAAGUUCAAGUCGUCGUUGAGAAACUUUACGUUCCCCGAACUCCAAACCGCAACCAACAAGUUUAGCCAUGACAAUAUGAUCGGGAAAGGCGGCUACGCCGAGGUUUAUAAAGGGCGUUUACAAGACGGGCAGCUGAUAGCAGUGAAGAUGCUGACUAAAGGAACAACAGAUGAGAGAGCUGCUUGCUUCUUGUCUGAGCUUGGCAUCAUUGUUCAUAUUGAUCAUCCUAACACUGCUAAAUUGAUUGGUUGUAGCAUAGACGGAGGCAUGCACCUUGUUUUCAAGUUGUCUCCAAAUGGAAGUUUAGGAUCUUUUCUUCGUGGUCGAAAUGCAAGCAAACUCGACUGGUGUAAACGAUACAAGAUCGCUCUUGGUAUAGCCGAUGGUCUUUUGUAUCUCCAUGAUAAUUGUCAGAGGCGUAUCAUUCAUCGAGAUAUCAAGGCCGAUAAUGUUUUGCUUACGGAAGAUUUCGAACCUCAGAUUUGUGAUUUUGGCCUUGCAAAGUGGCUACCCAAACAGUGGACUCACUACAGCGUGUCAAAAUUCGAGGGCACGUUCGGAUACUUUGCUCCGGAAUAUUUCAUGCAUGGAAUAGUUGAUGAGAAGACUGAUAUUUAUUCUUUCGGAGUUCUGUUGUUGGAGCUCAUAACCGGUCGUCAAGCUUUGGACGAAUUACGUCAAAGCCUCGUAUUAUGGGCAAAGCCUCUACUAGAUAGCAACAAUCACGAGGAGCUCAUCGAUCCCUGUCUUAGUAAAAGCUACGAUCUCGAAGAGAUGGAACGUGUGAUUUUGACUGCUUCUUUGUGCAUCGAGCAGUCUCCUAUUCUCCGACCUCGAAUGAGUCAGGUCUACGUCCUGCUAAGAGGCGACAAAUACGUAGCGGAGUGUGAAAAGAAUACAAGGGCGACACUGCAACGAACGUACUCGGAAGAGCUGUUCGAUGCACAAGAAUACAACCAGACUAGAUACCUAAGGGAUCUUAAAAAACACAGGCAGCUUGCUUUGGGGUGUUGAAAGUAUUCACCUUCACCUAAAGGAAUUUUCACACAUGAGCUUUGACCCUUAAUCCCUAUAUUUGUACUACAUUCUUCAA
Molecule: messenger RNA, 1916 nt
Organism: Cucurbita pepo subsp. pepo (vegetable marrow)
Lineage: Eukaryota; Viridiplantae; Streptophyta; Magnoliopsida; Cucurbitales; Cucurbitaceae
Product: receptor-like cytosolic serine/threonine-protein kinase RBK2
Biological process (GO): protein phosphorylation
Molecular function (GO): ATP binding; protein kinase activity
Source: RefSeq, a predicted model, not a curated record